AAGACCUAUACGACGCAGUGACAAAAGAGCAAUGGGUUGAGGUACGAGACAUCAUGAGACGCCAACCUCUACUCGUAAAUGAGACACCUCUCGGCUGCCCGUUAUUAUAUAAGAUUGUGUACCACAGAGCACCGCGUGAUGUCGUGGCUGAGAGUUUAAAAUCAGCGACGGCAGAAGCAAUCGACUACGUGAGGACGCGCCUUGGUCGUGAUGAUUGCAUUCUACAUCGCAUUGCUAAACUCGGCUAUGCACAGGAAAUGAGAGAGGCUCUGACAAUUUCUGCACGCAAUGUGAAUUUAAAAGAAGACUGGAAGCAAGAGACUCCACUUCAUUGGCUGUUAAAAUAUAAUCAUCAAUUCAGUGUUCACCUGGACAUUGCAAGACUUCUUUUGGAUGCAGGGGCUGAUUCCAGUAUAAAGAAUAAGGACAAUCAGACGCCACGUGACCUCUAUAUAAAGAAUGAAUGUGAGGAGUAUGAUUCUACAAAUAGAGAAAAACACAAGGAAGAAAUCUUACAACUUCUGCAAGGCUUUGAAGUUCCAGAAGCAAUAUUAGCCAGAGGCAGUGAGGCUCUGAAGGUUUUUAACGAGGAGUUACAAGAAGGAAGGAUCACAGUAAACCAUGCACGAUUAAUGGUAACAGGCAAAGAAGGGGUUGGAAAGACUUGUUUGGUAAACACUCUGCUUGAAAGAACAUUUAAUGAAGAAGAACCAUCGACUGAUGGAAUUGUGUUGACGACUGCUUUCCAAACUACGGAUAUUAGUAGUGUGUGGAAAGAGGCUGAAGACAUGGACGAAUGUGAACGUAUCAAGGAUAUAUUUGAUAAUGCAUUAGAAAGUAAAGUGGCCGAGAAACUGAAACAAAAAGGAAGCCAAGCAGAGGCAGCUGAGCCAGUACCAGCAUCAGCAGGAAAGUCAACACCUGUACCUCCACUUGUACAUGCUCCUGAAGAAUUUCGGCAGUUAACUAAAAAAGAAGGUCGCAGGAAACCAGGUACCUCCUCUACACCUGUAUUGCCAUCGGUGCCUGUUCCAGUUAAGGUAAGACAUGAUAUAGUAAUAGUAUGUGUGUUCACAGUGUCUACAACAGAUGAUCAGAUAAAUUAUUACAAAUGUUCAACUGUAGGAUUUAAUAACACGUUGUUGUAGAUUUGCAUUAUUUCAGCCUUCGUUACUGAGACUCGGCGUUUCCCACAGCAUGCAUUGUUGCCUUCUAAUAUAUUUUAAGUUAAGUAAAUUGUUUACACCUCUGUCACUAUAUACCUCUCAUUAACAAUUGAUUUGAUAUAAUUUAUUUUGAAAUUCUGAACAAAACAAUGUACUGUAAGUAAGCACUCAUUUUUUUCUUGAGCCAUCAAAGCAAUACAGUGUACAUAUAAUUGUUUUUCCCUAAACCUUUAAUCAGAA
Molecule: messenger RNA, 1406 nt
Organism: Anneissia japonica
Lineage: Eukaryota; Metazoa; Echinodermata; Crinoidea; Comatulida; Comatulidae
Exons: 8
Coding region: 54-1148 (364 amino acids)
Molecular function (GO): protein binding
Source: RefSeq, a predicted model, not a curated record